CGGCCGCGGUGCAUGUCGGGCCGGCGGCGGACCCGGGCCCGGCGGGUGCUCAGGCUUGCAGCAAAAAGGACGGCUCAGUGUCCCCCAGGCCCCUGGCUCUGGGCCCAGUGCUCCCGGCGGGAUGGAGAGUCUGGGGCUGCCAGCAAUGACCCUCAGGGACGGCACCACAGCCUACCUGCAGCAGGCUGCCAGAGGUGAAAAGCUGAUUGAAGGACAAGUCAUUGAACUUGAAGAUGGGACCACAGCUUAUAUCCAUCAGGUGACAAUUCAGAAAGAGUCUGUGGCUUUGGAAGACGGUCAGCCAGUGGUGCUGGAAGAUGGCAGCAUGGCCUACAUACACAGCACAGCUAAAGACAGUUACGAUCCUGGCACCUUCCAGGCCAUCCAGGUGCGGGACGGCUCCACUGCCUACGUCCACCGUCCUGUCAUCGUAGCAGCUGGCAGCACCAUCCUGGAAGUGCAGACAGGAACUGGGCUCGAGGAGUUAGCUGGGGAGGAGGAAGAUGAUGCCUUUGGUGUGGAGACCAUGAAUGCAUUACAGCAGUACAGCAGUAAGGGGUCUGACAAGGAAGAGGAGGGAGUGACAGACACCUGCCGUGUGAACCGUAUGGACUCCAGCAACGUCCCUUCUCAGGAUUUGCAGGAGGAGGAGGUGCACAGCCAUGGGAAGGGGCAGCAGGUCAGCAGCAGAGCUUUCCCCUGUGGGUACAAAGGCUGUGGCCGCCUCUACACCACUGCCCACCACCGCAAGGUACAUGAACGUGCUCACACAGGUGACCGGCCAUAUACAUGUGACUUCCCAAGUUGUGGGAAAGCAUUUGCUACAGGGUAUGGGCUGAAGAGCCACAUGAGAAUACACACUGGUGAGAAACCAUACAAGUGUCCAGAAGAUAUGUGUAGCAAAGCCUUCAGAACCUCUGGGGAUCUACAGAAACACAUCCGCACACACACAGGUGAGCGUCCCUUCAAGUGCCCCUUCGUGGGCUGUGGCCGCUCCUUUACCACCUCCAACAUCCGCAAGGUUCACGUCCGGACGCACACGGGCGAGCGGCCGUACACGUGUCCAGAGCCCGGCUGCGGGAGGGGCUUCACCAGCGCCACCAACUACAAGAACCACAUGAGAAUCCACACAGGAGAGAAGCCAUACCUGUGCACUGUGCCAGGCUGUGGGAAGCGCUUCACGGAGUACUCCAGCCUCUACAAGCACCACGUGGUGCACACGCACUGCAAGCCCUACACCUGCAGCAGUUGUGGGAAGACGUACCGCCAGACCUCCACGCUGGCCAUGCACAAGCGCAGCAGCCACGGCGAGCUGGAGGCCACGGAGGACAGUGAGUGGGCCCUCUUUGAGCGGCUGCGGCUGGAGGUUGCUGCUGCUGACAGAGGCUGCCCCCUGAAGAGCCAUCAUAUUGCUUUCCUGUCGGAGAUGGAGAAAGAUGAAAAAGAUGAUGUUGUGCCUACACAGGUCUCACUUAUCUCUCAGGAUGGAACAGAGCAGGUCAGUCUGUCGCAGGAAGAGCUGCGGGCCCUGGGCAGUGCCAUCAGUGUGGCCAUGCCCAAGGGAGAGCUGGCGGGUGACACUCACACCGUGACUGUGGCCAACACUGACGGCACCGAGACACGGGGGGUGACCGUAGUCGCUUCUGGGGCAGUCGUGUCAGAGGAAUCCGCUGUUGCCCCUCUCCAUCAUCAGCAGGUGGCAUUGCUGGCCACUGCCCACGGCACCCACAUCACUGUGCAGCUGGAAGAGCAGCAGAGCCUGGAGGAAGGCGUCAGCAUGGCUGCAGCAGUAAUCCACUGUGGACCGGUGAUGUCUGACACAGCUGUAUCUGAGAAAGGGAGCUGAGGUCGGCAGAGCUGCUGGGGCAGGGGGAGAGGAGCCCUGGCCUGUCAUGGGCGGGGGCAGUGGGUGCUGCAGGGGGACACGGGGCAGGGACGGUGUCUGAGCCAGCACCUGCCCCGUGCGGGCUGGGAGGGCUGACACGGCAGUGUGAGGCUGCUGAACUGACCCAGUGCAAAGGGCUCUUCUCUCCAAGGAGGGAGGGCAAAGAUACUGGACUGCUGCCUUCUCCUGGAGGCUCUGCUGGAGCUUCUCCUGGGCUCUGAGCAGCAGCCCUGUUUUCAGAGAGGCACUUCCUGCCCUCUACUUCUAGGAAUAGUCCAAGAGCUCCCCUUUCUUGUCCACCCCUCCAGCUCAGGGACAAGUGGGCAGCAUGUGUAUGGAAGCAACAAAGGCCCAUCAAAGCAAGCCCAGGCUGUCCUGGGCUCGAUGUCGAGGGUGACCAGUUCCUGCCAUUGGAGCCAGCGCUCUGACAGCAGUUCUCCCAUCUCUUUGUCACACUCCACUCUCAAACAAGCUUCCGUGGCUGACUCCUUGGCUGCAGAGCAGAGCAGCCUGCACUUCUCGAGGGCUGAGCUAGACCUGAAUGUAAAUGUUGAGUUGAAAUAAAAACAAAUUAACAAUGUUGUUUUUAAAAGCAGCCCCCUUCUCUCUGGUGGAGGCUGGGAGGAG
Corapipo altera (White-ruffed manakin) is the source of this 2512-nucleotide messenger RNA. RefSeq names its product zinc finger protein 76 (gene ZNF76). Gene Ontology annotation, molecular function: RNA polymerase II cis-regulatory region sequence-specific DNA binding; DNA-binding transcription factor activity, RNA polymerase II-specific. Gene Ontology annotation, biological process: regulation of transcription by RNA polymerase II; central nervous system development. Lineage: Eukaryota; Metazoa; Chordata; Aves; Passeriformes; Pipridae. The record is from RefSeq and is a predicted model, not a curated record. Gene Ontology annotation, cellular component: nucleus.